AUGUUGUACCAUCCGAAUGGUAACCUGCAGGCGGAGAUCAAUUAUAAGAAUGGGGUGGAACACGGGCCGGCAAAGUAUUAUUACGCCGGCGGAUCGAUCCGGAGAAGCACCAACUUUAAAAAUGGCAGCCAGGAUGGACAGGGUAUCGACUAUUAUAAAAACGGCAUCGUAAAAUCGGAAGUUAAUUAUACAGACGGAACGCAGGACGGGCUUUACCGGUUCAAUUAUGCAAGUGGUAUCCUUAACUAUGAGGGCUGGAUGAAAGGCGGACAAAAGCAGGGCAUCUGGCGAUAUUAUAAUCCUGCCGGCAAGCUGACCACACAGCGGCAUUUUGUAAAUGAUAAGCUCAAUGGCCCGACCUAUGCAUUCCUGUCGAAUGGUAAGCCCAAUUACACGGAUGUUUAUGACCACGAUAUGCUGGUGGAAAUGUUGCAGUACGACAGUACCGGCAAGGAAACGGCACAUCAGUUUUUCCCGGGAGGAAACGGAUUGUAUGAGCUGAAAUACCCGAACGGCAAGCCCAGCUUCUCCUGCCGUUUAAAGAAUGGUGAGUAUGAUGGUGCCUUUACCAACUAUCUGCCCAAUGGUACCGUGAUACACAAAGGGUUUUUCAACUACGGCCUGCGCGACAGCAUUUAUGAAAGCUAUUCAAAGAGUGGUGUGCUGAUUGCAAGAGUGCCUUAUAAAAAUAAUAAUCAACAUGGCACCGCCAGUUAUUAUGACGAAGAGGGCAAUCUCUGGAAAGAAAUAAACUAUGUUGCCGGUGAGCGAAGUGGUACCGAGAAAGUCUGGGAAAAAGGGCUGCUGCGCUAUGAGCACCAGUUCCUGGAAGGCAACCGGGAUGGGGUGCAGAAAAUAUAUGGAGAGGCCGGUAAAACCGCCUGUGUGCUGUAUUAUACCAAUGAUAACCUGACCGGUUAUGCUUACGAAGGGAAGGAUGGGCAGCUCCUACCCGUUACCCCGGUAAAGAAUGGCACUUGCAAGAUCACGGCUUAUUACCCGAACGAAAAGAAAUCGGCAGAGUUGGAGUUUAAGGACGGUGUGUACAACGGGCGUCAGCUGAUAUAUUAUAGCAACGGGCAAAAAGCAGAAGAGCGUAACUUCGAUAAAAGCGAUCUGAACGGUCCGUUAAAGAAAUGGGCACCGGCAGGAACGCUUACGUAUGAGGCCGUUUACCGGAAUGAUGAAUACAACGGUACGGAAACGGAAUAUGAUAGCAAAGGUGCUGCGCUUUCGGUUAUAGAUCACCUGGAAGGCGGCAUACCGCACGGAACGGCUAUCUAUACGCAUCCGAAGACACGUAAAAAACUAACAGUUUACUACUACUAUGGGCAGAUCAUCGAUGCCCGGUAA
Ostertagia ostertagi is the source of this 1353-nucleotide messenger RNA. The record is from the annotation of a GenBank genome assembly. Lineage: Eukaryota; Metazoa; Nematoda; Chromadorea; Rhabditida; Trichostrongylidae.